AUGUCAGCCAGGAAAGGAAAGAGGAAAGAAUAUCUGACUGUGAAGGAUCUACAGAAGUUUUUGGACUCAUGUAAACUACAUCUGAAUGAAAUAGAUGAGGUGUGGCCGAAAAUAUACAUAGGGAAUGUGGGAGUAGCUCAAAACAGGGCUACCCUGCUGAAACUAGGCAUAACUCAUGUAUUAAACGCUGCACACACCAAGAGAGGCAGCAUAGGGAAUCAAAGCUUUUAUGGCAGCAGUAUAGUGUAUUGUGGCAUUCCUGCAGAUGACUCCACAUACUUUGACCUGGAUGUUUACUUCAAGCCUGCAGCCGAUUUCAUUCAUAAUGCUCUGAAGUCACCUGAUGGGAAGGUUCUGGUGCACUGCAUUAUGGGAAUGAGCCGUUCAUCGACCUUGGUGUUAGCAUACCUCAUGAUCUACCGCCACCUCACGCUCAAACAGGCUUUGCAGAAAUUACUCCAGAAGAGAGCGAUAUACCCCAACAAGAAUUUCCUGGCUCUGUUGCUAGACCUGGAUCUUCAGCUGACAAGGAAAAAGAAAACAUGUCAGAUCCUGUGAUCAAAAUAAGUUCACGUUUUUUUGGUCACACAACAGCAAUAACU
Molecule: messenger RNA, 602 nt
Organism: Notolabrus celidotus (New Zealand spotty)
Lineage: Eukaryota; Metazoa; Chordata; Actinopteri; Labriformes; Labridae
Product: dual specificity protein phosphatase 13-like
Exons: 3
Coding region: 1-558 (185 amino acids)
Biological process (GO): negative regulation of MAPK cascade; protein dephosphorylation
Cellular component (GO): cytoplasm
Molecular function (GO): protein tyrosine/serine/threonine phosphatase activity; MAP kinase phosphatase activity
Source: RefSeq, a predicted model, not a curated record